Molecule: messenger RNA, 4404 nt
Organism: Ictidomys tridecemlineatus (thirteen-lined ground squirrel)
Lineage: Eukaryota; Metazoa; Chordata; Mammalia; Rodentia; Sciuridae
Gene: Shoc1
Product: shortage in chiasmata 1
Biological process (GO): resolution of meiotic recombination intermediates
Cellular component (GO): condensed nuclear chromosome
Molecular function (GO): single-stranded DNA binding; ATP hydrolysis activity
Source: RefSeq, a predicted model, not a curated record
UCUCAGCAGUUUCAGUUUGGGGAAUGACAGACAGCUCAAUCUUGGAUCAAUGGAAAGCAGGUUUCUUUGUGGAAGAUUUCCUUGAGAAAAAGACAGUUACAGGAAUGGUAUACCAAGUAAAUGGUGAAUUUGAAGAAAUUGUUCCAAGUUCAAAUCCAAACUCCCAAACUGAAGUAGAAGAAGAAAGCUUCUACACUCAUAAGGAUUACAAUGAAGUCUUUACACCUGUUAAGUGUUCAGAAAAAUGUCCAGCACUUCAGGCACAGAACCAAGAUUUAUUUAUUGAUGAUGAAGAAUUAAUUUUUAUAAAUGAUUUGGCGACGCUUAAAAGUCAACUACCAACUUUAAAGACUCUCUUGAGUAGACUAAAACUCUUUUUGAUAAAGGAUCCCCUUUUAGAUUUCAAAGAGCAGAUUUUCAAAGAAGCUAAUCUUUUCAGGAAAUAUUUCUCCUUUCAAGAAGAUUUGGACGUUUGUGUGAAAGAAGAUUUUUAUAUGGAUAAAGAAAACUUUUGUCAGGAGAAACUAGAUGAUGAACCACCAACUUUUCCUUCUGAGUUUGAAUCCUUAAUAUCUUCAAGCUUCAAACAAGAAAUUGAUAUUCAACCACCCUCAGAACUGAAGGAGUCACUAGCCAUAGUACCAGAAAUAAAAAAUUGUAUAGAUGAAAAUGAAAAAAAAUUCAAAAGAGAUCUUACUACCAAACAUAGAAUUGAUAUUGAUGAUAUAAAACGUAGCUCCACAGAGAUUUCAGGCAUUCAAAGCCAGAGUGAACCAGAGUGCAAUAAACCAGGAGAAUUAGAAAUACCACUAACUCGUAUACACCUAACAAGUCAACAUUCUUCAGUAAAUUCAUUGUGUACAGGACUUGAGACAUUUCCAUUUUCUUCUGUUUGUAAAAUUAGUUUUCUUAUUACUUCAGAAUCAGCUAAUAAAUACUGUAUGGUGUGGCAAUUAGAAAGCUGUAAAAGCUCUUUGAACUCAUUUUUGCAUACAGCACUAAGAAUUCAAGAGCCAAACAGUCAAUAUUCAAUUACAGAUUUUAAAAAGAUAUUUUCCAUCAAAGAAGAAAGCCUUGCGAUUAAUCCUGUAAAGGCAGAAUGGUGGAAACCAGCAAGUCUAAAUCUAGCAAUAGGAGAAACUUUGGAACAUCUAAAUACAUAUGUGUGUCAUGAUGAUCAACCUUCUAAUGAUACUAAAAUGGAGAUAUUUUUGCCUAAAAAAGUGCUUCAAUUGGAAUCAUGGCUAGACCAUAAAAACUGUUCCUCACCAACUGUACUUACUAAUGAGAAAUCUAUAAAUGAUAAUAUGUUGCUUCCACAAAAGAGCCCAUCCCUGACAAAAGAAGUACCAGAUCUGUGUUGGUCUGAUGAAUAUGUCUCUGUUGAAAGACCAAAAAAGGAAGAAAAACUAAAGAAUGAUCAGGAGCUAAUUGAUAGAACAAUACAAAAGAAAGAUAAUAAAGAUCAUGUUGAACGUGACUGCAUGGUGCCAUCCAAUGAAUCAUCUUCCUCUUCAAGAAUUAAGAUAGCAUCUUUUGAGCCUGGUAAAAAACAGGAGAAUGAUUUGGACCUUUUGAGCAACUUUAUUGUGCUGCGAAAUAAAUACAAGACUUGCACCUCAAAGCCUGAAGUCAUAGACCAUGAUAAAAAAGAUGAUAAAGAAGAAUAUUCUUCAACUCUUCAAGAACAAAGUCCUGUUGUUUCCAUUAAUAAAACUCCAGAGAAAAUAAAUGAGAAAAGGGAAGUGGAUGAUGUACUUGAAGUUCAAGCAUCAGAUAGCCAAUGCCAGGCAUACUAUUUCCUAGAAGCAGCCGCUGCUCCUAUCUUAAAAAAACUUGUAUGCCUCUGUGCCCUCUCAGCUAAUUGGAAAUUUGCCACUGUUAUUUUUGACCAAACAAGGUUCUUUUUAAAGGAACAAGAAAAAAUACUAAGUGAUGCCAUUCACCAAGGUACAAAUGAUGAAAGAGAAAUGACAUACAAGCAUGCUGCUCUCUUACACCUUCUGGUAACAAUUAGAGAUGUCCUUUUAACAUGCAGCUUGGACACAGCAUUGGGAUACUUGUCAAAUGCAAAAGAUGCCUACAAAAGCAUUUUAGGUUCCUAUUUGGAUGACAUUUGGAGACAGCUGAAGAUUAUACAGAUUAUUAGGGGGGAAAAGCCUGAAGCAAAUUAUAAAAUACAAGAACUGCAAUGCCAGAUACAAAGUUGGAUGCAAAAUCAGCAAAUUAAGGUGCUGAUUAUACUAAGAAUGGAUUCAGAUGGUGAAAAACAUUCACUUAUUAAAAUGCUUAACAAAAUAGAAGGUUUAAUAUUGACUAUCUCUCAUUCAAAUAAAAGAAGAGAUUUUCUGGAAUCUAAAGAUGUUUUAAAUGGUGCAAGUUCCUGUGUGAUUGUACAUAAUAAAAAUAUUGGAGCAGAUUUUCCCUGGAGCAAUUUCUCAGUUGUGAUGGAAUACAAUUAUGUAGAACACUCUUGUUGGUCUAAACACUGCAAAAUAUUGAAUAUUCCUUAUAUGGCCUUUAAAGUGAUUCUUCCAGACACAGUUUUAAAGAGAAGCAUCUUGCCAGAUAGAUUUGGUGGUUUUCUUCUUGAAAUUCAGAUUCCAUAUGUGUUUUUUGCAUCUGAAGGAAUUCUUAAUACUCCAGAACUACUUCAGCUGCUAGAAUCUAACUACAAUAUCACACUCAUGGAGAGACCCUGCAGUGAGUCAUUGAAACUCUUUGGAACCAAAGAAAGUUAUGUAGUGGUGACAAUUGAUGAACAGACUGCCAUAAUUUUACAGGACCUAGAAGAAUUGAAUUAUGAAAAGGCAUCAGACAAUAUCAUUAUGAGAUUGAUGGCAUUAUCGUUCCAGUACAGCUAUUGUUGGAUCAUAUUAUAUACCAAAGAAAUAUUAAAUUCAGAGUACCAUCUUACAGAAAAGACACUUCAUCACCUAGCACUGAUUUAUGCAGCUUUGGUUUCCUCUGGGCUUAAAUCUGAAGAACUGGAUGUAAAGCUUAUAAUUGCCCCAGGAGUAGAAGAGACUGCAUUAACAAUUCGACAAAUUGCUGAUCACAAUUUGAUGACCUCAAAGAAAGAUCCUUGUGAAUGGUUGGAUAAAUCCUGGCUUGAAGUUUCACCAUCUAAGGAAGAAAUGUACUUACUUGAUUUUCCAUGUAUUAACCCAUUGGUGGCUCAGCUUAUGUUAAAUAAAGGGCCUUCACUGCAUUGGUUAUUAUUAGCAACUGCAUGUCAACUUCAGGACCUCCUACCCGAAGUUCCAGAAAAAGUGUUAAAGCAUUUUUGUAGCAUUACUUCCUUAUUCAAGAUUAGUUCUUCCUCCACAACAAAAUCACCUCAAAUUUCAUCACCUCUGGAAGAGAGUAAUCAGACUAGUAACUUUAUUCCUCAGAGUUCAUCUUUGGUCUCUUUAGACUCUGUAAUUCAAGAAUAUAAUGAAUAUUACCCAUACGCAGACUUAAGAGAGAGAGUGCAAGAAGACACAAAUACCACCUCAAAUUAUAACUCUUCUCUUAUGGAACUAAGAGAAAUGCCAGAUACUUUGCCAUCUGUGACUUCUUACAAUCAGACUAACUAUUGGAAAGGCUCCAGUUGUAGCCCCAACAUAGUGCAGAAUAAUCCUUGUCCAGAUAAUAUAAAAUCAAAGAAAACAGCUCUUUACUCCUUUCCAAACCAGAAAGAUUCCAAGUCAGAUGUCUUUUCUUUGGGCCUAACACAAAUAAAUUGUGAAACUACAAUAUCACCAAUUGAUACUCAGAGACGAGUUGCCCCUAAUUUUAUAAAUUAUCAGAAAAACAGAGCACGUGAAGUCAAAGGAACCACAUAUAAAGAAGUAUCUGCUCCAGUCCUUUCACUGGAGGGCUCUCAAUUGUCUCCUCGUUGGAACUUACAGAGAAAUGUAUACGAAAAACAGAAUCACUCAUUCAACUUAAAAUAUGGAGCAGAGCAGACUACCCAUGACAAAUGGUAUACUCACAAAGAUAAUUUAUUCACUAAUCAGCAAAAAUGUUUAUCAGAUGAAUUAGAAGGCUUCACAUGUGAAAGUUCAAAUGUUGUGACUAAAAAGACUUUAUGGAGAGAAUCGACACCUGUUUCCAGUUUUGAUUUACUCGGUGCUUCUGAUUCUAAUGUGAAUAAAGAAUUUAAUAGCCUUUAUUUCUACCAAAGAGCUGGAAAAUCUUUAGGACAGAAAAGGCAACUUGAAUCUUCAUCUUAUGUGGAAGUCAAGGAUACUUUAGCAGGUUUAAUGUGCUCACAACCAUCACCACUCAAAAAACGACGUCUAAUGUAUGAAAAAGUCCCUGGAAGAAUCGAUGGGCAAACCCGGCUGAAGUUUUUUUGAAAGAGGGAAAGAACAGUGUUAUAUCCCAUAUUCUGUGACAAUUCAGACAAUUCUGUAA